Messenger RNA from Microtus oregoni (creeping vole), 2494 nucleotides. It is a transcript of the gene Pofut4, whose product is annotated as fucosyltransferase 11. The coding region runs from base 51 to 1538 and encodes 495 amino acids. Gene Ontology annotation, molecular function: alpha-(1->3)-fucosyltransferase activity. The record is from RefSeq and is a predicted model, not a curated record. Gene Ontology annotation, cellular component: Golgi membrane. The transcript is spliced from 3 exons. NCBI's taxonomy places the organism in Eukaryota, Metazoa, Chordata, Mammalia, Rodentia, Cricetidae.
CUCUCUACUCGCCGCAGGGCGGGGUUUCGUGCUGUCCAAGUGGAUCCGCUAUGGACAUGGCUGCUCACUGCACCGAGACGAUGCUGACCGCCCUGGGGCUGCUCAGUGUCUGUGCGGCCAGCAGCUCCCGGUCCGGGAUUUCGGGAAAGGCGGGUGGGGAGGCAGAAUGGGCGGAGCCCUGGGACGGCGCAGUUUUCCGUCCGCCAGCUGCGCUAGGCGCAGUGGGGGUGGCGCGCGGGCCGGAGUCCCCGCCGCCGGGGACCAAGGAGACUGCCGACCUACCGGUGCUGCUGUGGUGGAGCCCAGGCCUCUUUCCACACUUCCCGGGCGACUCGGAGCGCAUCCAAUGUGCUCACGGCGCGUGCGUGGCGUCCCGGGACCGACGGUCGCGCGCCGACCCGCGGACGCGCGCACUGCUUUUCUACGGCACCGACUUCCGCGCAGCCGACGCACCUCUUCCGCGCCUGAGGCACCAGAGCUGGGCGCUGCUGCACGAGGAGUCGCCGCUCAACAACUUCCUGCUGAGCCACGGCCCUGGGAUCCGCCUCUUCAACCUCACGGCCACCUUCAGCCGCCACUCGGACUACCCACUGCCGCUGCAAUGGCUGCCCGGGGUUCCCUAUUUGCUCCGGCCUGCGCCUCCGCUCCGGGAACGCACCGAGUGGCGUCGUCGCGGGUACGCGCCGCUGCUCUACUUGCAGUCCCACUGCGAUGUGCCCUCGGACCGGGACCGCUACGUACGCGAGCUCAUGCGCUACAUCCCGGUGGAUUCCUAUGGCAAGUGCCUUCAGAACCGCGAGCUGCCCACCGUGCGGUUACAGGACACAGCCACUGCCACCACCGAGGAUCCAGAACUCUUGGACUUCUUGUCCCGCUAUAAGUUCCAUUUGGCCCUGGAAAAUGCCAUUUGCAAUGACUACAUGACAGAGAAACUGUGGCGCCCCAUGCAUCUGGGUGCAGUGCCUGUGUAUCGUGGCUCACCCUCUGUGAGGGAUUGGAUGCCCAAUAACCACUCCAUCAUCCUAAUUGAUGACUUUGAGUCCCCUCAAAAGCUGGCAGAGUUUAUUGACUUUCUGGACAAGAAUGAUGAAGAGUACUUGAAAUACUUGGCAUACAAGCAACCAGGGGGUAUCACCAACCAGUUUCUCCUGGAUAGCCUGGAGCACAGGAAGUGGGGAGUGAAUGAUCCUUUGUUGCCUAACUACCUCAAUGGCUUUGAGUGUUUUGUCUGUGACCAUGAACUGGCUCGGCUAGAAAAAGAGAAAGCCCGCGCAGCCUCUCCUGGGGAGGUUCCUGUCCCUGAGCCUCACAUUGCUGAGCCCUCACACAUGAACUGCCCAGUGCCUACCCCUGGCUUUGGCAAAGUUGAAGAGAUUCCUGAGAAUGACAGCUGGAAGGAAAUGUGGCUACAAGAUUAUUGGCAAGGUCUCUAUCAGGGGGAAGCUCUCACUGCUAUGAUCCACAACAAUGAAACACAGCAGAGGAAAUUUUGGGAUUAUGUACAUCAGAUCUUCAUGAAAAGGAAUAAAAAUCUCUAACUGCCCUUGCAAGAGCCUUUAGCGUGGAAGACGUCUGGAGACUUUUACUGUGGCACCAAAGGCCUAUCCACUGUAACCUUUAGUGAAUAUCGUCUACCUUGAUGUCUUCACUGAUUCUCCUGCCCUGUACUGGGGAUGGAACUUGAGGUUUUGAGAAUGCUAGGCAGGUACCCUAGCCCUCUCCACUGUGCCUGAAUGGUAUGGAGCUAGUAUCUCAGUCUAUGGUAGUAGAGCAGCUGAAGCACCCAUUUGACUCCAGUAUGCUUCUCACCUCUAGGGAUUUCAUCAUUUCAGAUAUGGACAGGAUGGGUCAGGCUGGGAUCUAAAACGCCCGUCAUUUAGUACCUUUCUCAAGAGUGUCUUUUCCUCAUCUUGCUUUUCUUAUCAGCUGUUUCACUGGUGGAGAGGCAAAACUGGGGUUGUGGUCUAAGCUAGCCGCCAGUUCCUGGACCUCGGCCUCUAAGAAGCUGGGCUGUAGGUGUGCAACACUAUGCCCAGCUCUUCAUGUUACUUUAAGAUACUUGCACAGUCUUUAAAAUCAAACAUCAUAAUUUUAAGUGGCCCUUUCUUUCUGACUUUAGACUAUUUCCACAAACCCAGGGAAGAUCUACAACCAUCUCCAUCAUUCUUACUGCUUGGAUUUCUUGUUCGGGGUAUAUUUGGAAGUCCUUCUCUCAUGAACAGAUUAAGUAGCUAACCUGUUGUAGGGCUGGAAAGAUCUAUUCAAUUCAUUACUCACAUUUUUUCAGACAGUUUUAUGUUGCUGAGUUUCUGGGUUUUUUGUGGUUCUAGGAAAGCAAGCAGUCUGCUGACUGAGUAGCUGCAACCCUAGUAUUGAGAUUUUUUUUUUCCUUUUAUGAAACCGGCCCAAUUCAAAGAGACUGAAGAAGGCAAGGGAGGGGGCUGGAGAGAUGGCUCAGAGGGUAAGAGCAUUGACUGUUCUUCCAAAGGCCCUG